AUGUGCCGCAUCCAGUACCUGUACACCUUCGCCGCAGCUCUCGCCUUUGCUGCCAAAAACGCUGCAGGCGCUUUCACUGUUGGCUCUCCAUUGGGUCUAGGCGCUGGCACGACGGGAGGAUCUGGCGGAGACGUCGUGUACCCCACUUCGAACGCCGAGCUUGUGGCGUACCUGAACGACACCAGGCCGUUUGUGGUUGUCCUCAACCGGACUUUCGACUUUCGCGGAACUGAAGGCACGACCACCGAGAUCGGUUGCCGACCGAUCAAAACUCGCAGGUGCAUUGCGGCGCGCAACGGCUUUCAGGGUCAAGAUGUGAUUCUCCAAGAAGGUGGCAUGAAAAACACAGGCGGGUGCACCAACGGCACGGAGGUGACGGUCACAUACGAUAACGCUGCUAUCAGACGCGCGCUCGUGCGAGACAACAAGACCAUCCGUGGCAUUGGCAAGAAUGGCGUGCUGAUCGGCAAGGGACUGUCGCUGCGCAACAACGUGAUCGUCCAGAACGUCCAUAUCACGGAACUGAAUCCGCAUUUUGUGUGGGGUGGUGACGCGAUCUUUGUACCGGGCUCUAAUGGCGGUACCACGGUGGGCAACAACGUCUGGCUCGACCACGUGAAGGUAUCUCGCGUCGGCCGCCAAAUGGUCGCGACGAACAGCGCUGGCGUGGCUGGAAUGACCAUCAGCAACUCGGACUUCGAUGGACGCACGGACUUUUCGUCUUCUUGCGACGGACACCACUACUGGACUUUCCUUUUCUACGGAAGGAAAACGGCCAUCAGCAUGGUCAACAAUUACGUGCAUGGGACUUCUGGUCGUUCAUUUAAAGCCGGGGGCGUGGAAGGUGUCAAUGUCGUUGUGCACGCCGUCAACAACUAUUGGGGCGACAACUCGGGUCACUCUUUUGAUGUCAACGCCAACGGAUACGUUCUCGCCGAAGGCAACUAUUUCGACAACACGACUCAGCCUUUGCUUCCGGGCACGAAAGGAGAUUUGUAUGCGUACAACGGCAUGGACGAUGCGGACUUGUGCACAAGCUACCUCGGUCGACCGUGCAAGGCGAAUGUUCUGGUGAACAGCGGUGGCUUUACGUCACGCAAUGGAGCCCUCGCCCUCGAGGCAAUGAAAGCGUAUCCGAACAUCAUCGACUACUCCUCGGUGUCGACUUCUACCAGCAAUGUAGAAAAGCAACAUGUGCUUCCGUUCGGUCUUCCAAACAGUACGAAAGCUUCCACGUUGUCCUCGACGAAAGACUUAGCCAAAGAGUGGGCCGAGACGACCGGCAACUUCGGCGUUGGAAAGCUGAACUAA
Messenger RNA from Hyaloperonospora brassicae, 1311 nucleotides. The record is from the annotation of a GenBank genome assembly. Lineage: Eukaryota; Oomycota; Peronosporomycetes; Peronosporales; Peronosporaceae.